This is a messenger RNA of Echinops telfairi (small Madagascar hedgehog), 925 nucleotides long. It is a transcript of the gene IGF1, whose product is annotated as insulin like growth factor 1. Gene Ontology annotation, molecular function: growth factor activity; hormone activity. The record is from RefSeq and is a predicted model, not a curated record. Gene Ontology annotation, cellular component: extracellular region. The transcript is spliced from 5 exons. NCBI's taxonomy places the organism in Eukaryota, Metazoa, Chordata, Mammalia, Afrosoricida, Tenrecidae. The coding region runs from base 245 to 730 and encodes 161 amino acids.
AUAAAUGUGAGGAUUUUCUCUAAAUCCCUCUUCUGUUUGCUAAAUCUCACUGUCACUGCUACAUUCAGAGCAGAUAGCGCCUGCGCAAUGGAAUAAAGUCCUCAAAAUUGAAAUGUGACAUUGCUCUCAACAUCUCCCAUCUCUCUGGAUUUCUUUUUUUUCUUUUCUUUUCUUUUUUUUUAAUUCUUUUUGCCUCAUUAUUUCUGCUAACCAAUUCAUUUCCAGACUUUGCACUUCAGAAGCAAUGGGAAAAAUCAGCAGUCUUCCAACCCAAUUAUUUAAGUGCUGCUUUUGUGAUUUCUGGAAGGUGAAGAUGCACGCCGUGUCCGCGGCCCACCUCUUCUACCUGGCGCUGUGCUUCCUCCUGGUCACCAGUUCAGCGGCGGCCGCGGGGCCGGAGACGCUCUGCGGGGCGGAGCUGGUGGACGCUCUUCAGUUCGUGUGCGGAGACAGGGGCUUUUAUUUCAACAAGCCCAUGGGGUAUGGAUCCAGCAGUCGGCGGGCACCUCAAACAGGCAUCGUGGAUGAGUGCUGCUUCCGGAGCUGUGACCUGCGGAGGCUGGAGAUGUACUGUGCUCCCAUGAAGGCCUCCAAGGCCGCCCGCUCUGUCCGUGCCCAGCGCCACACUGACAUGCCCAAGGCUCAGAAGUAUCGGCCCCCAGCCACCAACAAGAAAGCCAAGAAGUCUCAGAGGAGGAGGAAAGGAAGUACAUUUGAAGAACACAAGUAGAGGGAAUGCAGGAAACAAGAGCUACAGGAUGUAGGAAGACCCCCUGGAGGAGUGAAGAGUGAUGUCCCACCUGCAGAAUCUUCUGCAGAAGUGAUCUGUUCAACAUUGGGAAAUCUACCAAAAAUUACAUUUGGUCACAUUUCAAAAGACGGGCAUUCCCCCCAAUGAAAUACGCAAGUAAACAUUCCAACUGUG